Messenger RNA from Drosophila serrata, 2530 nucleotides. RefSeq names its product Potassium channel modulatory factor 1 (gene Kcmf1). Lineage: Eukaryota; Metazoa; Arthropoda; Insecta; Diptera; Drosophilidae. Gene Ontology annotation, molecular function: zinc ion binding. Gene Ontology annotation, biological process: synaptic signaling. Gene Ontology annotation, cellular component: plasma membrane. The record is from RefSeq and is a predicted model, not a curated record.
CAGCUCUAUGUGUUGGUGAGGUGAGGGGCAGAAAAGCCCACGACAUCGUUGAAAAUUUUCGCAAAGCGAAACCAAAAAGUUAAAAAUAAAUGUUUACUGAGCAGCGGAAUAGAGGGGGCGGGCGAAAACGCAAUUAACCCCCCACCGGCCGCCAGCGGCGAAGUGUUAAAUCUCCACUGAAUCUUAGAAUCCUCUGAAACCGAAGCCAGCAAGGACACCACAAGAAAAACAAUCCCACGCAACCUGAAUCGCAGCAAGCAAGACAUCGCCAACUUCAGCGGGAGAGGGUCUCCUGAACGCCAGGAAGUGGAAGCGAAGCUUACUGCCGCUGCCGAAUAAUGAGUCGACAUGAAGGUGUCAGCUGCGAUUCGUGUCUCAAGAGCAACUUUAACGGCAGGCGCUACAAGUGCCUGAUCUGCUAUGACUACGACCUGUGCGCCGACUGCUACGAGGAUGGCGUCACUUCGACACGCCAUUUGGUCGAGCAUCCCAUGCAGUGCAUCCUUACCCGCUCCGACAUCGAGCUAUACUUUGGCGGCGAGAUGCUAACCUCGGAUCAGCCGCAAAGCUUUACCUGUCCCUACUGCAAAAAGAUGGGCUUCAGCGAUGCCACUUUACUGGAGCACGUCUCCGCCGAGCACACGGAGACCAGCCUGGAGGUGGUCUGUCCCGUCUGUGCCGGAUUGCCGGGCGGCGAACCGAAUCUAGUCACAGAUGACUUUGCCGGUCACCUAACAUUGGAACACAGGCAGGGACCGCGCGAGCUGAUUUCCUUUUUGGACGAGCCCUCUGCCAUCCGUCACGGCGGUGGAGUGCGCCGGAUCCCUGGACGCACCCUUGGUGGCCCACGCACGCGACGCUCCAAUAUGCACUUUAGCUCUUCGAGCGGUCUAUCGGCCCUUUCACCCUCGGGCCGGGAAUCGGUGGAUCCCAUUGCGGAAUUGCUCUCGCAGCUCUCCGGUGUACGGCGGGGUGGACCGCCCACAUCGCAGCUGCAGCAGCUACAGAUGCAGAUGCAGUUGGACCGACAGCAGGUGACGGCAUCGCGCCAAAUCGAUCGGCUGCCAAGGCGCGGGCAUCCCAUAGUCUCAACAUCGAACUCGAAUGCCGCCAUGGCCGAGGUGAUCAGCGGUGGAGCAGGCAGCGGAGGCGGAGGCAGUGGCGCAGUUGGAAGUGGUAGCGGCGGCGGCAGCGGAGGCACGGCUCCGCCCAACCUGCGCACCACCGAGUGGCCGGUGACAGCCAGCUUCUCGACAUCGGCCAGCAAUCAUUCGCAGACUCAGUCGAGUCUGGCCGCCAACAGCCUCAAUGCCAGAGAAGCGGUCGGUAGCAGCAGCAGCGCUAACAAUGCCCUCGGUAUCAGUGUGGGCGUGGGCGGAGCGGCCAAUGGCAACGGCGGACCAGGAGCAGUCGGUGUGGGAGUAGGAGCCGGAGGCAGUGGUCAGACGGGUGGGCAGGGAGGCGCGGCAGCUGGGGAGUCCCUAUUACUGGCCCAGUUCAUGCAGCCCACCCUUACCGAGGCCGAAUGGGCGAAUGUGGAGCGCAAGCGGGCAGAUCGCUCCAUGUUUGUGCAGUCUCUGAUGCUAUCGAUGCUCUGCAAUGAGGCGCUUGACUUGAAUGCCUCCGAUGAGAGCCUGGCCAAGAGUGAUAAUGUAAAUAAAGGGCAACAGCAGCAGCAGCAGGAGGAUGCGGAGGCCGAGGCGCAGGCGGAAACGCUGUUAAACAACAAUGCCGAAGUGGAGCAACAGGAACAGCAGCAGGCACAGCCGGCGUUGGUGCGACAGGUGAAUCAAAUGCAACAGACCUCUCCGGAGGACUUUGUUUGCGACGAGUAUCGCUAUAAAAACAAAAAGGCCAACACAACACAAACGAGCGGCACAGCUGGCGGAGGAGGAGUAGCGGGAGCAGCAGCCACUGCGGCAUCCGGAGGGGGUGCUAGCGGAGCUGGCAGUAAGCCAACAGCUGACAGAGGCAUCGAGAGACGUGGCGGCCGACCGCCGCCCGCGGAGAUGGCCACGGGCUCGUCGCAGCAGCCACAACAGCAGCAGUCCACGGGCAAUCCGGCAGCGUCCCAGCAGAAAUACAAACAGAACGCUAAUACAGCGGCGGCGGCAAACACAAAUCAAAUUCCCGACACUAGGUAGUGCCUCUGAUGAUGAUCACAGCGACAACAACAACCACACACCCAAUGUAGCUGCAGCAGCCACAACCAAUCUAUCACCACCAGCAACACCGCAACAGCAAUCGAAAGCAGAAACAGCAGGAGCAGACGCUGAUACAGAAACAGAAACAGCAGCCACAAUUGAUGGAACUACAACCAACACAGCCGUAAAAGUAACAACCGUAGUAGUGCGGGAUAGCUGCUGCUCUGGAGGAAUCGGAUUCGUCUUAAGCAGUUGCUGACGUCCGCCGCAGCAAAUUCGUCAAAAGGAAACAACUAUAUUAUGUAUCGUUUAUUAAAUAUAUUAAAAUUUAUAUAAUUAUAAAAAGAAGAGAGGAGAGAUGUGCAGCAAGAAAAAUUAUUGUAAUC